GUGUCAUAUACAAUAAUCACAUACCUGUACAUAACCAUUCCAUUUCAUUUUUAAAUUUCUCUUUUGCCUCUUAUUUUAUUUUAUUUUUGGUUUAUUACAACGCACACACGCUUAGGUUUAAAAUUGAUUGGUUAUUUUAUUUUUUUAUUAUUUAUUAAUAUUAUAAAGAUUAAUUACAACGAAAACCAUGGAAAAUAUGACAAACGCACGCGUAUUGAAUUGGUUUCCUGUGCGCACCGUCUUGACUAGCUCUUAAACCAAACAACUUUUAAGUUAUUUACAAUCAAACUAUUUUCAACUACAUUUUUUUUUUGGUGUUUAAAGUAAUAAAAAAAAAUAGUAUCCCGAUUAUUUAUAUUAUUCUUUUCAAGCAUUCGACAAUUUGGUUUAACAAGCAAGUUUAUGCAUGAAUUCAAAAUAUGAUGUUUAAUUAUUAAAUAUUUUAGAUGGAUUGCAGUGUUAAAGUUGCUCAAAUAACUUUUUAUUUGGGAUAUUUCAUAGUUUUGGUCAUGUCGUCAAAUAAUGUUAAUGAAGCAGAAGAAAAUUUUAUUGAUGACUUACCUAGCGACGAAAUUUGUUCAAUUUGUCAACAAAAAUAUGAAGAAACACCUGUUUUUUUCAACGUGUGUAAACAUAAAUUCUGUAACUACUGUGCAAAUAAAAUUACUUAUUUUCAAAAGAUUCCUUAUAAAUGUCCUGUAUGUCGAAAUCAAAAUUUAAAUUUUAUUGAUAUAAAACCAGACACUAGAAACUUAUGUUAUAUUUGUGAAAAUGAACCAAUGAGUGUAAAGUUAAGAUGUGGACAUAUGUUGGGUAAUAGUUGUGCUUAUAGAGACUGUUAUGUCUUAAUGACUAGGAAAUGCCUAUAUUGUGAUGAAGAAAAUUGGUACCAAAAUUUGCGUGAACCCAAAAUUUCUUUAAUUGAACCUGAUACCAAAUUAAAUGAGUUUAAAAAAGAUGAAAAAAAUGAAAGGAUAAGAAUUCUAAAAAAGUUUUUAUGUAUGGCACAAGAAGAAAUAAUCGAGUGAUUUUCUAAAUAUUUUGUUGGAUUUUUAUCGUGUAUUUGAGGAAUAUUGACAAUGACUAAUUAUACUAAUAAUUUCUUAAUUAAAAAUUUUAAUUUAAGUAACACUAAUUGUCCAUUUAUAUUAAAAUUAUUUUAGUUAUAAGUAUUUAACUAUGUAUAACAUUUCAACUUUUAAAAUAAAACUUUUUACUAAAUUUCAUAAUAAUUCUUUAAUAAUUGUUAAUUUUUUUUUUCAUUUGUACAUUAAUAAUAUUAUUAGUUUUGAAAUUAAAUACUUAUACAGUGGUAAUGAUCAGGUAGUGAGUGCACGCAAAACCAUUGGGUAAUUACUACGCUCGGUCUUAUAGAAAAAAACCCAUAAUGCUUUUAAUGUGCUAUAUGAUGAGUAUAGUUUUAUGUUGUAUUUUUUCAUAAGAUUUGAAAAUUUUGAGUUAUAAAAUUCUUUACCCAAAUCGCUCUGUACGUGAACAACAUUACGUUUUGACAGUAUAGGUUCUAUUGCUUUCACUAUAUCAGCACCUGUUUUUGAUUUUAGGGUUACUGCCCAUGAAUAUUUUGUAAAAUAAUCAAUUACAAACAAAAUAUAUUUAUAGCUUUUAUUCUGUCUAUGAUAUGGUAUAAAUUCAGCUAAAUCGAUCUGAAAUAAAUCGUCACGAAUUUUAAGUACAACACUACGUCUAUCGUAAUGCAUUCGUCUAGGUCUAUGUAGUUCUUCCGCAAUUUGUAUUUUAAACAUUUGGUAUUUUUUUAAUUAUGCCAGCCUCG
Molecule: messenger RNA, 1792 nt
Organism: Daktulosphaira vitifoliae (grape phylloxera)
Lineage: Eukaryota; Metazoa; Arthropoda; Insecta; Hemiptera; Phylloxeridae
Exons: 10
Coding region: 447-1028 (193 amino acids)
Molecular function (GO): metal ion binding
Source: RefSeq, a predicted model, not a curated record